AUGUGCCAAUCACCGCUCCACCCCUUCCUAGCGGCGCUGCCCAAGUGCGAGCACCACAUGCACAUCGAGGGCUCGCUGGAGCCGUCGCUGCUGUUCGAGCUGGCGGCCAAGAACGGCAUCGCGCUCCCCGUGGACAAGGACGCCGCCUUCGCCUCGGUGGAGUCGCUGCACGCCCGGUACCAGACGUUCCAGAAUCUCGACGACUUUCUGGGCUAUUAUUACAUCGCCAUGUCGGCCCUCGUGGACGCGGCCGACUUCGAGGCCUUGGCUUAUGCCUACUUCGCCAAGGCGGCCUCGCAGAAUGUCCGUCACGCCGAGGUCUUCUUCGACCCCCAGGCCCACACGUCCCGCGGCGUUUCCUUUAGCACCAUGGUCGCCGGGCUCAAAGCGGCGCAGCGGAGGGCCCAGGCCGAGUUCAACAUGAGCACCGAGCUUAUCAUGUGUCUGCUUAAGCACCUGCCCCUGCCCGACGCCAUGAAGACGUUCGAGGAGGCCAAGGGGGCGGGCUACUUCGCGGACGGCACGUUUGCGGCUAUCGGGAUGGAUUCGUCCGAGAAGCCGUUCCCGCCUAAGAUGUGGGAGGAGCUGUUCGUCGCGGCGAAGGAGGCGGGAAUUCGCCGCACCACGCAUGCGGGCGAGGAGGGGCCCGCAGAUUAUGUCGUGCAGGCGCUGGAUGUGCUGGAUGCGCAGCGGAUCGAUCACGGGCUGAGGUCCGUCGAGGAUGAAGCGCUGUUGAAGAGAUUGGUGGAGCAGAAGACGUUGUUGACGCUGUGUCCGCUGUCCAAUGUGAAGUUGCAGUGCAUUGGGUCCGUGGCCGAGUUCCCACUGAGGAAGUUGCUUGAUGCGGGCGUCCGGUUUAGCAUCAAUAGUGAUGAUCCCGCGUACUUCGGCGGGUAUAUCCUGGAGAACUACUAUGCGUUGCAAGAUAACUUCGGGCUGACCAUUCGCGAAUGGGAGGGGAUUGCCCAGGGCUCGGUGUUGGGGAGUUGGUGUAGCGAGGAGAGGAAGCAGGAGUUGCUAGCGGAGAUCAAGACUGUUGUCGGCGAGUGGCUUGAGAAGUUGGGAGAGCAGUAG
Molecule: messenger RNA, 1074 nt
Organism: Pseudomassariella vexata
Lineage: Eukaryota; Fungi; Ascomycota; Sordariomycetes; Amphisphaeriales; Pseudomassariaceae
Product: adenosine deaminase
Exons: 1
Coding region: 1-1074 (357 amino acids)
Biological process (GO): hypoxanthine salvage; purine ribonucleoside monophosphate biosynthetic process; adenine catabolic process
Cellular component (GO): cytosol; nucleus
Molecular function (GO): adenine deaminase activity
Source: RefSeq, a predicted model, not a curated record